AUGGAAAAUAUGCAUCUAAGGCGAGUUAGAACCAUGCCCCGACACAGCCAGUCUCUGACCAUGGCACCUUACUCAUCUGUAAGUCUAGUGGAGCAACUGGAAGAUAGGAUUCUCUGCCACGAGAAAACCACCGCUGCUCUUGUGGAACACGCCUUCCGGAUUAAAGACGACAUAGUCAACAGUUUGCAGAAAAUGCAAAACAAAGGAGGAGGCGACCGCUUGGCCAGGCUUUUCUUGGAGGAGCACAUCAGGAACAUAACCGCCAUAGUAAAGCAGCUCAACCGGGAUAUUGAGGUACUCCAGGAGCAGAUCCGUGCCCGGGACAACAUUAGUUAUGGAACUAAUUCCGCCUUAAAGACUUUGGAGAUGCGACAGCUCUCCGGAUUAGGAGAUCUCAGAGGAAGAGUAGCACGAUGUGAUGCCAGCAUAGCCAGGCUCUCCGCAGAGCACAAAACGACCUAUGAGGGGCUGCAGCAUUUGAACAAGGAGCAACAAGCUGCCAAACUCAUUUUGGAAACGAAAAUUAAAGACGCAGAGGGACAGAUUUCUCAGCUUUUGAGCAGAGUAGACUUAUCAAUAUCAGAGCAAAGUACCAAACUGAAGAUGUCCCACAGAGAUAGUAACCACCAACUGCAACUUUUGGAUACUAAAUUUAAAGGUACAGUUGAAGAACUCAGUAAUCAGAUUUUAUCAGCACGGAAUUGGUUGCAACAGGAACAAGAACGGAUAGAAAAAGAACUUUUACAGAAAAUUGACCAGCUUUCCUUGGUUGUUAAAGAAAUCAGUGGAGCCAGUGAGAGAGACGUGGAGAAGAAGCUCAGCCAGAUGUCAGCCAGACUUGACAGAAUCGAAGAGACUCAAAAGAAGACCCUGGAAGUACAGAGAACAAAGCAAGAAGAGGAGAAGGUUCAUGGACGGAUCAACAAGCUUGAGUUACAGAUGAACGAAGAUAUAAAGGAUGUGAAAGCAGAAGUUAACGAUGGAUUUGCAGCCAUCUAUGAAAGCAUCGGAUCCCUCCGACAAGUUCUUGAAGCCAAGAUGAAGCUGGACAAGGACCAGCUCCAGAAGCAAAUCCAACAGAUGCAGAAGCAGGAGGCACCAGUGUGA
This is a messenger RNA of Chrysochloris asiatica (Cape golden mole), 1107 nucleotides long. It is a transcript of the gene FAM81A, whose product is annotated as family with sequence similarity 81, member A. The transcript has 8 exons. The coding region runs from base 1 to 1107 and encodes 368 amino acids. The record is from RefSeq and is a predicted model, not a curated record. NCBI's taxonomy places the organism in Eukaryota, Metazoa, Chordata, Mammalia, Afrosoricida, Chrysochloridae.